ACGUUGCACUCUGCUCGGCCCGCCCGCGUCUCCACACUCACCCACCCCGCACCUCUCCCCAUCUCGCCUCGUCUCAUUCAACCCAACCCCACACCUCUCCCCUCCUCUCUCCCCAUCCUCGCCUCGCCUCAUUCACCGCCAGCACCACCACCAGCCGCUUCUCGCUCAGAGCAACUCCACAUGGCGCACACGCGUAGCACCGCGCCGCGCCUCCCGAUCUCGCUCCGCCGACGGUGGCGGCUCCAUCACCAUCAUCACGGUCAGCAUCAGCAGCAGAGCACGGCGGCUAUGAUGGCAAUGACGACGACGACGACGGCGGCGAUGCUGCUGCUGCUGUUCUGCCAGGGCGUCUUCUCGGCCAUGGACGAAUGCUACGACGACGAGGGACGGCCGCAGCGGUGCCUGCCCGAGUUCGUGAACGCGGCUUUCAACGUGACGGUGGAGUCGACGAACACGUGCGGAUCGCCCGCCGAGGAGUACUGCGUGCAGACCGGGGUGACGGGCGUCACCAAGUCGUGCCACGUGUGCGACGCGAGCGACGCGCGCCUCCACCACAACGCCACGUUCCUGACGGACUUCAACAACCAGGACGACACGACUUGGUGGCAGAGCCCCACCAUGCUGCGCGGGGUGCAGUACCCCAAGGCCAUAAACCUCACCCUGCGUCUGGGCAAGGCGUUCGACAUCACGUACGUUCGCCUCAAGUUCCACACGAGCCGGCCCGAGAGCUUCGCCAUCUACAAGCGCGCGUCGAUGGACGGCCCGUGGACGCCGUACCAGUACUACAGCGGCUCCUGCGAGUCCACCUACGACAAGCGCAACCGCGGCUUCCUGCGCUCGGGCGACGACGAGCAGACGCCGCUGUGCACCGACGAGUUCAGCGACAUCUCGCCGCUCACGGGAGGGAACGUCGCCUUCUCCACGCUGGAGGGGCGGCCCAGCGCCUACAACUUCGACAACAGCCCCGUGCUGCAGGAUUGGGUGUCGUCCACGGAAAUCCGCGUGACCCUCAACCGCCUCAACACCUUCGGGGACGAGGUGUUCAACGACCACAAGGUGCUGCGCUCCUACUACUACGCCAUCUCCGACUUCGCUGUCGGCGGCAGGUGCAAAUGCAACGGGCACGCCAGCGAGUGCGUGAAGAACGAGCUGGGCGUGCUGGCCUGCAAGUGCCGGCACAACACGAUGGGCGCCGACUGUGAGAAGUGUCUGCCGCUCUACAACGACCGGCCGUGGCACCGCGCCACCUCGGAAAGCGCCAACGAGUGCACGCUGUGCGACUGUAAUGGCCGUGCGGACGAGUGCUACUUCGACCCCGAGCUGUACCGCGCCACGGGCCACGGCGGACACUGCACCAACUGCAGGGACAACACGGACGGCAAGAACUGCGAGCGAUGCCUCGAGAACUUCUACCGGAGGAGCGCCAGCGAGCACUGCCUCCCCUGCAACUGCAACCCCGUGGGCUCGUACAGCCGUCAGUGCGACGAGCAGGGCCGCUGCAGCUGCAAGCAGGGCGUGAUUGGCGAGCGGUGCGACCAGUGCUUGCCGGGCUUCCACUCCAUGGACGAGGCCGGAUGCAGGCCAUGCACGUGCAACCCGGCGGGCACCCUGGAGGAAUGCCAGCCCGACACGGGGCGCUGCGUGUGCAAGGACAACGUGGAAGGCUACAACUGCGACAGCUGCAAGCCUGGCUUCUUUAACCUCAACGCGCUGAACCGCAAGGGCUGCACGGCGUGCUUCUGCUACGGACACUCGUCGGUGUGCUCCAGCGCCCAGGAUCACUCCCUCCACACCAUCUCCUCCGACUUCCACGCCGGUCAGGACGGGUGGCUCGCGGAGGAGCGCGACGGCAACGCCUUCCAGCUGACGUGGAACUCCGCCGCGGGAGAGCUCUCCGUCUCCUCGGAGGAUUUCUAUCCCAUCUACUUCUUGGCUGCCGACAAAUUCCUGGGGAACCAGCUCCUGAGCUACGGCCAGAACCUGACGUUCAAGUUCCGCGUGGACAACCGCGACGUGCGCCUCUCGGCCGAGGACCUGGUGCUCGAGGGUGCGGAGCUGCGCGUGUCGGUUCCGCUCAUCGCGCAGGGGAACUCCUACCCCACGGAAGAAGCCCAGACCUACCACUUCCUGCUGCACGAGGUUGCUGAGUACCCAUGGCGUCCACAGCUGACCACCACCGAGUUCCAGCGCCUCCUGUCUAACCUCACGUCCGUCAAAAUUCGUGGCACCUACAAUGCCCAGAACGCGGGCCACCUGCAGGGCAUUUCGCUGACGAGCGCACGGCGGGGGCCUGGGCCCCCUGCGCCGUGGGUGGAGCGCUGCUCGUGCCCGCCUGGGUACCAGGGCCAAUUCUGCGAGUCGUGCGCGCCCGGGUUCACCCGGGAGGAACCCAGCAAGGGGCCCUUCAGCAGCUGCGUGCCGUGUGCCUGCCACAGCCACAGUGCGACCUGCCACCCGGAGACCGGCGAGUGCCGCUGCGAGCACAACACGGCGGGCCGCAGCUGCGAGCGGUGCCGGGACGGCUUCUACGGCGACGCGACGCAGGGCAGCGACGACGACUGUGCCGUCUGCCCCUGCCCCUCGGGCAGCUCCUGCGCCAUCGAGCCGCGUGCUGGGGAGGUGGUGUGCACCAGCUGCCCUGAGGGCACCACCGGCAAGCGCUGCGAGCUGUGCGACGACGGCUAUUUCGGCGACCCCACGGGCCAGGAGGGGCCUUCGCGGCCGUGCCGCAAGUGCGAGUGCACGGAGAACAUCGACCCCAACGCGGUGGGGAACUGCGACCGGCGCACAGGCGAGUGCCUCAAGUGCAUCUACAACACGGGCGGCUUCUACUGCGACCGCUGCCUCGACGGAUUUUACGGCGACGCCCGCUCGCCGCUGCCCGACAAGUGCAAGCCCUGCGCAUGCUUCCGUCUCGGCACGGUGGAGGGGCAGACCACGUGCAACCCUGUGACGGGGCAGUGCGUCUGCCUGCCCCACGUGGCCGAGCGCGACUGCCGGCAGUGCGAGGCUGGCUUCUACGACAUCGCCAGCGGCAACGGCUGCAAGCGGUGCGAGUGCCACCCCGUGGGCUCCCAGACGGGACAGUGCGACAUCACGACGGGGCAGUGCGAUUGCCGGCCCGGCGUGGAGGGACGCGCCUGCGAAGUCUGCGCCCCCAACCACUUCGGCUUCUCCGUCAAGGGCUGCUCACCGUGCGACUGUGACUUUGCCGGAGCCAGGGGCAUGCAGUGCGACGAGGGCGGCCACUGCCCGUGCAGGGACGGCGCGGUCGGGGUGCGGUGCGACCAGUGCGGGGAGAACUUCUACCAGAACCGCACCAACCCGGGCUGCCAGCAGUGCCCGCCGUGCUACUCGCUUGUGGAGAGCAAGGUGAAUUCUCACCGCGAGAAGCUGCGGGAGCUGGAGCGCUACCUGGAGGGAAUCGGCAGUGACCCCGGUGCCAUCAACGACCGCGACUUUGAGCAGCGGCUGCAGUCGGUGGGGGACGCUGUCGUGCAGCUGCUGUGGGAGGUGCAGUCCGUGCAGGACGCCGACUACAGCCUUCUGGACCGGCUCGCCGACAUCAACGCGACGCUGACGCGGGAGAUGACGCGGCUGCGGCGCGUGCGGCAGGGCGUGGACGACACCACCGCCGCCCUCGGCCGCUCCCGCACCGCCGCCGCCGACGUGGACGCCCUCGCCGCCGACGCCCGGCAGCAGCUGGAGCGGGCGCGCAAGGCCCUGAGCACCGUGACGAUUGAUCCCAGAAACGUUUCGGACCCAAACAACCUGACGGGGUUGGUGGAUGAAGCGAGGAAGCUUGCCGAUGAACACAAAAACGGCGCCUCCGAGAUUGAGGGCACGGCCAACAUGGCCCUCAACUCCUCCCAGACGGCGCUCGACCUGCUUUCCCGCAUCCUGGUGGAUGAGAACGAGCUGGGCGAGAAGGCCUUCAACCUCACCACCAAGCUGAGGGAGGCCAAAAACUUGACGUCGCAGCUCGAGAAAUACGCGAACCAAGUGCAGAGCAACGCAACGGACGUCGGCGACGUUGCCCUCAACCUGUACACGCAGGCCAAGGCGGCCUUGCCGCAAGUCAACAUCUCUGCGCUGGAGUCGCGGGCCGAGCAUAUUGGCGCCAAGUCGGAGGAGGUAAUGCAGCGCACGGGGGAGAAGGAGGCCAACCUGCACGACCUUCUCAACGAAACUCGGUCCAGGCAGGAGAAGGCCGCCGUGUUGCUCCAGCGCGGCUUGCAGGAGCAGAAGACGGCCGACCAGCUGCUGGCGCGCGCCGACGCCGCGUACGCCACGGCCAACGAGGCGGCCACCGCCGGGAAUCGAACCCUCGCCGAGGCCAAGGAGAUCCUCGACUACAUCAAAGAUUUCGACCGCCGCGUGGCCGACAACAAGACGGCGGCGGAGGAGGCCAUCAAGAAGAUCCCGAAGAUCGAGGCCAAGGUGGCAGCCGCGCGGAACAAGACGCAGGCGACGACGGCGGCGCUCGGCUCGGCAGAGCGCGACGCGAAGCAGGCGCGCCGCAUCGCGCAGGACGCCGAGAGGAUAGCCAACCAGACGCAGGCGGAUUCGGCGGCGGUGAAAGAGGAGGCCGGCCGCCUCUUCAGCGAGUCGAUGGCCCUGAACGACGACAUGGCCAAGAUGCAGGACGAGCUGUUGGCCGGCGAGGAGACGCUCGCCACGAAGCAGGCGGAUGCCAUUCGAGACAUGGACAUGGCUACAAACGUCACAACACAAGCGCAGAGCGCGGAGGACAAAGCUCGCAAAGCGCGCAACACCGUGCGGGAGACGCUCAAGCGCAUCAAGCAGCUCCUGGAGCAGCUCGACAAGCUGCAAGACAUCGACGGAGAGAAGCUGGCGGAGCUGGAGCGAGAGCUGAAGGCCAACCAGGACCGCAUGGCGAACGAGGAGCUCGCCGACAAGAUCAAGCAGCUGGAGGAUGCGGGCGCGCAGCAGGAUCGCGCCCUGCAGAACUACGAGCGAGACAUCGGCACCAUCCUGGCCGACAUCAAAAACCUGGAGGACAUCCGGGACGCCCUGCCGCAGGGAUGCUUCAACGCUGCCAGUAUUGAGAACCCGUAAACCUCCGCUCCCUCGAGCAGGACAGGAAGGUGGCAGUGUGUGCUGCCGGGAAAAUCGGGGUGGGGGGGGGGGCCCUUUUUUGUUUUGUUUAUUUUAACAAUAAAUCACUACGGUAAUAAUGGUCCCCAUCCACACCUUGGCGUCCCAUUAACUGCCCUCUAUGCCCUUGCCCCCCACCCUCCACCCCCCCGUCCCACAUAUGUAAGUGAUCUCCCGUGUUUAUUGUUACGUCCAUUAUCCGCGAAGGGCUGCUUAUCUGAAUAACUUUUAUAAUAUACUUGCCAGCCGCAGAAUUGGUGCUCAACAGAAUAAUAAUAAAGCAAUGCUGUGUCGGAUUCCCCUGAGCGUCUGCUUGAGGAAUAUUGCGUGUAGCACUGUGGCCAGCAAAAGCAACGUCUGCCGGCCACAUCUUUUUAGACUGUACUUUGUUUUAAAGUUAUUGCUGCCAAGGUCUUCGUAGAAAAAAAAGAAAUGUUUUAAAAGGCUAUGCUCCACUGUGGUGAAUGAUGACAGUGGGGGGUGUAGCGUCUGCAUCCUCUCCUGCUGCUGUUUCACAACGACAGUGGGCCGCUGACUAAGAGGGGCUCGUCUUGUGAUGCCCAAUUUUACUAAAACAGCCGCUCGGCCAUCUCCACCUUGAAUUGUUUUUCUGACCGUACACAUUUAUUUAUUCUUGGAAAAAAUGAUGGGAAGUAAAAAACGAAUUGCGCGCGUCGUCUGUUUUUUUUUAGGUGAAGUCAAAUGAAAAUUGUUCAGCGGCAGGCAGGCAGGCAUGCAGGCAAGGAAGCAAUGCCUCGCAUGCAUACCAGGUCGACAUCCCCAGGGCGCUGUGUUCACAGCGCCACGGUAGGCUCCUCCGUGGGGCGACUGCAUUAAAACGACACCCGUGGGAGCCUGGAUGUAAACCCCCGGUGGGUUUUAUUUAGCCAAUUUAUAUUUUCAGAUUUUAGUUCCCCCCCCCCCCUCCGUUUUACUUGAGGUGGUCGAUGGAUGAGAAUCAGUGCAUCUAGGAUUUGCUUCCGAGUGUAUGUUUUGAAGUCGAGGCAUUAUUGUACCGUUACCAAAAUUUGAAGCAAAAUCACUCAGGCUUUUGAACGUGGAUUACAAUAGACAGUCCUGUGAAUUUUGAAGAGGAUCUUUCGAUGGGAGCUCUGCAAUUUGAAGCGGAGUUUUUGAUCGGUUGUUUGAUGAAAGAGAGCUACGUUUGCCGUUGAAUGUAACGGCGUUUUUCGGAGCAACGCUUUGGUGUCUUUUGCAGAAGAAUGACAAUCUCAGUAGCGGUAGAUAAGACCCAACAACAAUUCUGUACGUAAACUAGUUUGUAGCUGGUCUUUCACACAGAGUUUCCCCCCCCCCCCCCCCCCCACACAAUCUUUUGCCAUUUUUCAAGUUAUUUAAAUUUUAAAUAAUUAUAUAAGGAAAAAACUGUACAUGUUUGACCCUGAAGGAAAAAUAAAUUAAAUGUUAUAGAAAAAUGGCUUUUUUACACGACAGUUUAAAAAAAAAAAAACAUGUUCAAAACGUUCCCUGGAUGUGCCGGAUGUGCUAAUGAGGCACAGGAGAAACGAGGUCCGAUUGUGGCUUAAUUUGUGCACGUAUGUGCGUCCAAAUAGGGACGCCGACAGCUUACAAACUGGCAAGAUGGGGUGUUUUUUUUUGUAUUGUGACCCAGAGUUGCAAAAGCAGCAGCUCCCAAUAGCCCCCUAUACGUGUAAUAAAAUGCAUCUUGGUGUUACAAAUGCACACUAAUUUCCCUCGAUUGAAAUGUCAAUUCCUACAUAUUUAUGCGCAAUGCAGCUUUUUUCACAUUUCCACUUUCAUUGUGCCUUAGAGAAAAAAACGAGUGCCUUUUUUGUAAAAAAAAAUGUAAGCAUUUUUCACCGUUAUUUUAGCGUUACUUAGGUCGGCAGCAAACAGUCAAGAGUAUUAUCGCAUACUAUAAAUGUACUUCACUAUUUCAGUGUAACUUACAAUGUGUUCAGUAUUUAUCUGUGUAUCUUUUUGUACACUUGUUCAUUAAUAAAAUAAAAGCCAUCGAGAAAAGCUGAAAAAAAAUCAGGCCUGUGAAGGGAAUAUUUUUUUUGUAGAUUGUUACGCACUUUUGAGAUGUUCACAAAUCUUGCUGUGUAACAACGAGGCAGAUUGUUGAGUAAACAAAAAAGUGGAAAGUUUAGUUUCAUAAUUACCGUUUUGCUUUUUAUCUUGUAUUUUUUUUUAAAUCCCAUUUUACAAGCAGAACUAAGUUUUUUCUUAUUGACAAAGGCUGUUACAAUCUGACACACACACACACGUGUUGUGUCACGAUAAUUGGUGUGCCUCUCCUUUUGGCAGGCAUCUGCUUUACCCAACACCUCUUUUCAGAUACGACACAGACGCCGGGUUAUUGUCGCUGCGGUUUUGUUGUUGCACCCGUUACGACGCGUAGCGUUUAAUUACAAUCCUAAACGGUGGCGGCAGCAGCAGCAUGAGGUCGGGGAGGGGGGGAGGCUGUGUGUCGCAGCGUUGACUUUCAUCGGGGCACAUCCGAGUGGCACACAGGGAGCUCCUACGGGCAGGAACUUGGCGUUCUCUUUUGGUGCCUUCUUUGAACGACAUUCGAGCUCUCUCCGAUGCGCCUUCGGGUCGUUGCGCGUGUCGCGUCGAGCUCGUUGUCCGACGUUUCGCUCGCACAUAAUAUCGGCGGCUUCUUUCCCGAAAGACGUUUCGCUCCGUGCGCGCUGGGAGCCCACGAUGCCCGCUGCUCGAUUCGGUCUCUCGUGACGCGCUCUCCCCAGCAGCCGCGGCGCGAAACGUCUGCCGGGCAGCGUGCCGAAGGACAACGCGCACCGGAAGAGCCGCGCUCGCCGCCUUGCGAGCCCGUUUUGUCUGCUUGCCGAGGGCAGCCGUGGCGUCGCGGUUCGUGCGUGCCCGUCCUCGACGCUUGUGUGGCCUUGGCGAGUCGGCUCACAAUCCGUCGGCGCCAGCGAGAGGCUCUCACGUGUUCCCCGCUGCAGAGGUGCCGUUCAAUUUCCCCGCAAACAUUGCCCCAGCCGAUGUGCUACCUUUUUUUUAAUCGAUUAGAAAUAUUACUAUGCAGGUAAAGGAAGGGUUUUGUUUAUCGAGUCUUAUAUAUAAAUAUAUAUGUGAAAAAUGUGUUAAAAAAAAAUCUCAAAAAAAUCAUUAGUGUGCUUUCCACAUGUCAAAGGUAUGUUGUAAACAUCACGUUGGACGGUCUCGUUCUGUGACAGAUUUGCUAUUGGACGUUUUGUACAAACCCUGCCGCAUACCUGGCCGCUUCAGUGACUCUAGUGCGCCUAUUGAUAUCAUUUAUUAACCAGUGGGCCUGUAAACCUUUGUAAAUUGCCUAGCAGACCAAACUGAUAUUCUGGUGCUAAUUUCGUAUGAUACAAAUAAAUGCUAUAUUUUGUUAUGUUUAUCCGUAAUUAUUGUUGCAUUUCAUUAAAUAAAAAAAAGUAGUGUAGUUGCCGUGUAAAUAUUAUUUUUGGAUGAUCCCUGUGUAAUCUUACCGUUGUUGAUUUAUGAAUUAAAAACAAAUAUUCUCUCUCGGUUUUUUUUGCGGGGGCGGGGGGGGGGAGGUACAUUUUAUUUUGUGGUGGUAAAAGUUUACAUAAUGGAACACCCUUCACAUGUAACCUAAGCCUCCAAUUUUAAAGUGACACUAUACAGCAACUGGCCAUCCACCGCCUUAAAACGCAAUACAAAGUACAAGCAUGCAGUGACGCACACAUUACGGGGUCGCGCGACCAGCGAGUGUGACUAUAAUCAUUAUAUUUUUCAUUAUAGAAACGUAAUACUGCACUCCCCAACCCUAUGGCAGUCCAAUGCCUCCCGAUGCUGCGUUGGUGGUCAUGGAGCUUGUUUGACCAUACUUCACCACGCUGGUCUGUGCGGGUUGGUGAAGGUCGGGUAACCAGAACUUGAUCGGAUCUCGAUCGCCAUUCGUGUUUGGCCGUGAUCGGGAAGCGAACUCAAGUAGCAGGUUGUGUUUCGACCACUGCGCCACCGCUCGAUCUCCUUAACGCAUCCCCACAUCUCUCCGUUUAAAUCAACGGUGUCACUCUGUGGCCAAGUAACACGCCUCGUGCUUUGCGAGGUCAUUCUGGUUAUUAUGCGGUAUUGGUUAAAACACAUGGCCCCCACCUAUUUGUAGCUAACUGCACAGAGGCAUCGACUAUAUUGCGUCAUUAUAGGGUCAUAUGAUUGCGCGCUCUAUUAUCAGAGGCUUGGUUUAGUGAUAUACGUAGUUUCUGCCGUUAUACGUCUUAUAGGGGGGGAGGGGGACAGACGAUGUGUACAUUGCACAUUAACAGACCUGUCGGUGUGGUUUCAGCAGAAUAAUCAUGCACUGUUUCGCCCCGACGCUUCAAUGGAAACGUGAUCGUUUUAAAAAUAGAGAUGAGGGCUUGAGAACAGCGAGUGCAAUGUACACCACAACACCGUUUUGACUGCAAAAAACAUUCGGCUGAGGCAGGCAUUGAUUGGGUUUUUCUACUAUUUAGAGUUGUCCUCGACUAUCAGCGGACAACUUGCACGUGGGUCAUUGAGACCUAAUGCACUGCCAUGAAUAAAUAAAGAGCUGCACAAGGGACUUGCUCAGGGGAUUCCUUGCAGCCAAAGCAUCUUGAACAAUGAGAUGGCGUUUCCUAACGUGACUUCCUGACUGGGGUGGCUUGCAGCAGCAGUGUUCUCACGUAUGUGCGUCUCAUGUAGCGGUUCCUCGAGUAUUCAUGUAUUCGCUCUGCUAACACUGCACCUCAUCACAAUCGUAUCAUUAUAUUUUUUUGUUCGUAUACACCAGUGAUUUGUAUUUCCUGUAAUUUGAACGUGUGGCAAUAUCCAACAGCUGCGGCACAAAAAUUAUAAUUUUGUUGACUGGAAUCUACAGUACUUGAUUUGCAGUUAAUUCCUCUAAAAAUGUAAUACUUUGGUUUUAUGUAGCAUUUAAAUGCAACUACGUGCCAAGACGCCGGUGAAAAUAGAAUUGUAUUGCAGUAACUUUCCAUGGCUUCAAAUUAGAAGAGCCUUUGGUUUCUCGAACGAGCGACAGGUUUGAAAUAACACAUUUAGGGUGAUGGCUGGGAGCGGAUGAGGCCGUGUCUGAUGGGAUAUCGCCGUUUGCGGUCACAAGGCCGCGCACGAAACCCCCUCUGCUCUGGACAAACCCGAAAAUAGAUAAUCCACCCUUAUCAGAUGACUCUCCCAACCCUGACUGGAGUUUGAGAUAACCAAAUUCCCACGCAGAGCCGUUUUUUUUAACAAUGUUCAUCGCAUUCAGCGUGGUGGCGAAUGCGUUUUGUUUCCAACGGAUGGCGGUAUACAUCUAAAAACACGAGCAAACCGUGCCCACUGGCUUUAUACCCCAGUUUGUUGACUUCCAGGGAUGUCACUGUCUAAAAAAAUGUAAAGCGAAGAUGGAUUAAUUACAGAGUUGUGAUUAUUUGCCAGGCGUAAGCAGUGGGGGGUGGGGGGAGGAGGUGAGAUUGUGAUACAGCACCAUCAUGCGCAGUGUUAUGUCAGCCAGGCGUGGAGUCGCCUUCUUCCCUGUCUUGUGUUUUGUAUUUGUGACCCUAUCUUGAAAACACCACACUCCCGCUGUUCUGCCAAUGUUUUUCUUUUCUCGUACGCUACACGUUAUUCUUGCAAAUACCUCAAUGUGGCUUUUUAAAAUUUAGAUAUGAUUUAAAUAAGGCAAAAAAUCAAGUUAGCCGCGUCUUGAAUUGUACCGCUCGAUUUUGUAAGACAAUUUUAGAUUUCUUAUUGUAUUUCCACCAUUGUAAUCAUGUCACAUCGUUCCAAAUAAAAAUAAAAAGUCACGAAAAAUA
Molecule: messenger RNA, 10901 nt
Organism: Lethenteron reissneri (Far Eastern brook lamprey)
Lineage: Eukaryota; Metazoa; Chordata; Hyperoartia; Petromyzontiformes; Petromyzontidae
Gene: LAMC1
Product: laminin subunit gamma 1
Biological process (GO): tissue development; animal organ morphogenesis; axon guidance
Cellular component (GO): basement membrane
Source: RefSeq, a predicted model, not a curated record